Messenger RNA from Paraglomus occultum, 278 nucleotides. The record is from the annotation of a GenBank genome assembly. NCBI's taxonomy places the organism in Eukaryota, Fungi, Glomeromycota, Glomeromycetes, Paraglomerales, Paraglomeraceae.
AUGACUAAGGUUGAUCCUGUCCAAUCGACAUUAAGUGCGCGCACAGUGAAUGAUCCACUAUUUACGACAGAGUCUUACCGUAAUCGAAACGAUGUGAAUCCAGACCAAGUCAUCAUCUGCUGUCGGAAUGGCUUGCGGCUUUACUAUUUGUUGAGGCGCGAAAUAUUGGUACCAGGAAUAAAAAAACACAUGACCGAUGACUUGGAAUUUUUUAUAUUUUAUAGAAUAAGAGUGAUCAGACACACAUCUGUGUUAGAAGUAUUUGUGGAUCGAUAUGU